Messenger RNA from Erigeron canadensis, 1358 nucleotides. Its product is annotated as glyoxylate/succinic semialdehyde reductase 2, chloroplastic. Bases 53 to 1093 code for a protein of 346 amino acids. The record is from RefSeq and is a predicted model, not a curated record. Lineage: Eukaryota; Viridiplantae; Streptophyta; Magnoliopsida; Asterales; Asteraceae. Gene Ontology annotation, cellular component: chloroplast. The transcript has 12 exons. Gene Ontology annotation, molecular function: NAD binding; NADP binding; glyoxylate reductase (NADPH) activity.
AGGUAAUCACCCACACAUUAUUAGCGUUACAAAAGAGACCAGUAAGGCGAAGAUGGCGGUGAGCCUGCUGAGAGGGGCCAAUUACAGUGCAGCCAUGGCAACUAGCUUUUGCCCUUCACUCCCUCAACACUACUUCAAACCAAUCCCCAUUUUCAAGUUCUCCCAGUCCUCUUUUUCUAUUAAAGUUUUUUCUUCUCAAUCUUCCUCGGAUGAAAUUUCGACCCGAGUGGGAUUUCUUGGUCUUGGAAUUAUGGGUUCCCCAAUGGCUCAAAAUUUGUUAAAAGCUGGAUGUGAUGUGACUGUCUGGAAUAGGACUAAGAGCAAAUGUGAUCCACUUAUUGAUCUUGGCGCAAAAUAUAAGCCAUCUCCUGGGGAAGUAGCAGCAUCCUGUGAUGUCACAUUUGCUAUGCUUGCUGAUCCUGAAAGUGCAUUGGCUGUUGCUUGUGGAGAAGACGGGGCAGCUAGUGGAAUGAGUCCAGGAAAAGGAUAUGUCGAUGUUUCAACCGUUGAUGGACCCACAUCCAAGUUGAUAAAUGCGCAAAUAAAGGAAACCGGAGCACUUUUUUUGGAGGCUCCAGUUUCAGGGUCUAAAAAGCCUGCAGAAGAUGGACAACUAAUAUUCCUCACUGCAGGCGAUAAACCCUUAUAUGACAAAGUUGCUUCGUACUUGGACAUCAUGGGAAAGUCAAGAUUUUAUCUAGGAGAUGUUGGAAAUGGAGCCGCAAUGAAACUUGUUGUAAACAUGAUCAUGGGAAGUAUGAUGACUUCUUUUGCCGAAGGAUUGCUUCUUAGUGAGAAAGUCGGGCUUGAUCCAGGUGUGGUUGUGGAGGUGAUCUCACAAGGUGCAAUUAGUGCACCAAUGUUCUCAAUGAAAGGCCCAUCGAUGGUGCAAUCCAAAUACCCUACUGCUUUUCCCUUGAAGCACCAACAAAAGGAUAUGAGGCUUGCUUUGGGUUUAGCAGAAUCUGUUUCCCAAUCGACACCAAUUGCAGCAGCUGCAAACGAGCUUUACAAGGUGGCCAAGUCGCAUGGCUUAAGUGACCACGACUUUUCAGCAGUAAUUGAAGCACUUAAAGUCAAACUAAAAGAUUAGAAUUGGCAACAAAAUUUGCUCCCUUUUUGGCUUCCUUUAAGUGAUCACUCUCCGGCUCUCAGGUUUAGGGUGCCAAAUUCCUCGUGUAUAAUUUUUGUAUUGAUAUGAUAUGAUCUAAUGACGGCUGCAUAUGAACUCUAAUGUUCAUACUUUUGUGAUAUUUUAUGAUAAUUGUUAGGGGACAAUUUCAACUCUUUUUUUCCAUGACCAUGCUUUGGUUAUAUCGUACUCGUUUAUAAGAUCGGAUGUAGUUGAGUUUGGUUAA